UUUCAUUGAACUGAUAGUGGCAGCGAAUUCGGCAAAGCAGCAGUAUAAGACGAAAGUUUCGCAAUUUGCGGCUUACAAAAUCAUCACUAAUUAUUUACGCAAUAGAUUGAAAACGGGAAAAAUCUAUGGAUUGUGGUUUGCAUUAGUUAUCCUGAUAUAAGCGGCAAUUCGUUUGUGUGCGGCAAUGUCAUCGUUCACCGAGUCUGGAUUGGUGAAGAAACUGCUUGAGUUGAAUCCCAGCCAGCAAAGCAUUCAAACUCUAUCUUUAUGGUUGAUACACCAUCGGAAACAUCACUCAAUUAUUGUGAAGACAUGGAUAAAAGAGUUGCAAAAAGCCGCUGCAUCCAAAAAACUCACGUUUAUGUACCUCGCAAACGACGUCAUUCAAAACAGCAAAAAGAAGGGCCCUGAAUUUGGUAAGGAGUACGAAAAUGUUUUGCUAAAGGCAUUCAAAAACAUCGCUCAAUCGGGACCGGAAGAGAAAACGAUACACAAUCUGAAUCGCAUUCUCAACAUUUGGGCUGAACGCGGAGUUUAUGACGAGGCCAGAAUAAAGGAGUUUUCCGGAGCGCUAAACCAAAGAGAAAAAAGUCCUGCCCUGCCUAGCAAAAAUGGAGAGGAGAAAAAGCGAAAGACGGAAGCGGAACCAGACGAAACGAGCAAGAAAAAAGUCAAAAGCAGUUCGAGUGCAUCUAGCGAUAAGAAACCCAAAAGCGAAACGAUCGAAGUGAAUGGGAAAGUUGAAACGCAUGUUACGCUUAGUCCUCACCAGCCUGAUGGUGAAGCUCCCGAGCCCGAGGAAUUGCUCAAAAUAAUACAAGAUUUGGAGAAUUCCGCAUCAAGCGACGCAGUUGUACGGGAGAGAAUUGCCAAUUUGCCUCCCGAGGUGUCCGAAUUGUCGGCUCUCGCCAAAUUGGAGGACAAAGAAGCCGCAAUGCGGCUUGCAAUGAAGGUUAACGAUGCCAUAAAAAUUUUGAACGAUUACAACGCCAGACUUGCAUCAGAAAUGGACGAACGAAAAAAGUUAACGACAAUGCUCAAAGAUUUUCAGCGGGAGCAACAGGAGCUGCUUGCACAAGCCGAGCAAAGAUUGCAGGAAUAUCAAACAAAACUAUCCAAAAUUAAAGAUGUCCAGCGAGAAGUGCGCAAUCAUAUGAACAACCUGCCGGACUUGACCGCUCUGCCUGAUGUUACCGGAGGCUUGGCUCCGCUGCCAUCAGCAGGUGAUCUCUUCAACAUUCAUCACUAGCGGUAGAGAAACAAUAGUAGGAUCUCAGACGUAAAACAUUCUAAUUCAUCCAACUUGACAGACACGAGAUGCUUUACAUUUUUUGUACUGAUUUGCUAACAUGAGUUUUGACAUGUUAUGAUUUUGUAUGACAUGGGUUUCUGCACACUUAAAUUUGAUUUAGAUUUCUUGAGAGAAGAAGUCCGGUUGUCACAAUAGAAGUUCAGAAAAGAUGUCACGAUAAUUGCUGAUGCACCUCAGAUUACCAGAUGUAUGUUUAUAUUGUGUUGAUUCAAUGUGACUGGAGAAUAACACUGAUUUAUCCCCCCACAAAUACAGCAAAAAAUGUACUGUGGACCGUGUACAUGAUAAUAUAGUUUUAUUGUUUAA
Messenger RNA from Toxorhynchites rutilus septentrionalis, 1618 nucleotides. Its product is annotated as regulation of nuclear pre-mRNA domain-containing protein 1B. The transcript has 4 exons. Gene Ontology annotation, cellular component: RNA polymerase II, holoenzyme. Lineage: Eukaryota; Metazoa; Arthropoda; Insecta; Diptera; Culicidae. The record is from RefSeq and is a predicted model, not a curated record. Bases 185 to 1249 code for a protein of 354 amino acids. Gene Ontology annotation, molecular function: RNA polymerase II complex binding. Gene Ontology annotation, biological process: mRNA 3'-end processing.